This is a messenger RNA of Dinoponera quadriceps, 2366 nucleotides long. Its product is annotated as transformer-2 protein homolog beta-like. Gene Ontology annotation, molecular function: RNA binding. The record is from RefSeq and is a predicted model, not a curated record. Gene Ontology annotation, biological process: positive regulation of mRNA splicing, via spliceosome. Gene Ontology annotation, cellular component: spliceosomal complex. Bases 231 to 1067 code for a protein of 278 amino acids. The transcript has 5 exons. NCBI's taxonomy places the organism in Eukaryota, Metazoa, Arthropoda, Insecta, Hymenoptera, Formicidae.
AAACUAAAAAGAACAAACCGAAGAAGCCGGUUUCGCAGCAACGUCGGAUGCCGCGGCACUCAUUUGUGUAUUGCGCGCUGCACUUUGCACGGGCCCGGCGUUUCCGCGUAGGGCACAUCAUAUCAUAUCGUACAACAUACCAACUAAUAACACGAAACGCGAGAUAGUGGAGUGUUUUCUGUCGUUCCUUACCGUCCGCUUCCAUGUAUUAGCACUCAGGGAAUCUCAGGAUGAGCGAUAUCGAGAGGAGCGGUAGUCGCAGCGCGAGUCCCCGGAGACCGAGGACCGCGGAUGGUGGUCUAAGAGACUCACGAUCACACUCGAGAUCACGAAAGUCGCGCGAACGCAAGGACUCGCACAGAGACGUCAAAUAUUCAAGAUCACGCAGUCGUUCCGUGUCACGUGGCCGUAAGUCCUAUCGUGGCAGCAAGUAUACCGGGGUUGGCCACCGCGGUAGCAGCCGCAGUCGCAGUCGUUCUCCGUACAGAGGUGGUCGUUACUCACGCAGUAGAUCCCGUUCGUAUUCACGAUCUCGAUAUUCUCGCGACCGGCAUGUGUAUCGGUCACAUUCCCGUAGUCCAAUGUCGUCUAGACGAAGACACGUUGGCAGCCGCGACAAUCCUAAUCCCUGCAGAUGCCUUGGUGUCUUUGGAUUGUCCAUUUUCACCACAGAACAGCAAAUCCAUCAUAUAUUUUCAAAGUAUGGCCCUGUAGAGCGAGUUCAGGUUGUUAUCGAUGCAAAGACUGGUCGAUCGCGAGGAUUUUGCUUCGUAUAUUUCGAGUCAUCGGAGGAUGCCAAAGUGGCAAAGGAACAAUGCACUGGAAUGGACAUUGAUGGCAGACGAAUAAGAGUAGAUUUUUCGAUCACACAGCGUGCUCACACUCCUACGCCAGGAAUAUACAUGGGAAAGCCUACGCAUUUGCACGACAGAAAUUGGGAUGGGCCCAGACGUAGAGAAAUUAGCUACAGAGGAAGCUAUCGUCGCUCACCCAGCCCAUACUACAGCCGUCGGCGUUCUCGCUACGAUCGUUCCAGAUCACGCUCUUAUACACCACGUCGGUAUUAAGUGACACGAGUGUGACGCGACAGGCCAGGUGGAGAUCCAUUUCUGACAUGACCCGAAUAUUUCUUCUCUCGAUCGAUACCGGGUCAAAAAAAGAGAGACAUAGAAAUGAUACAUUCGCAUUGCUAUUCUUACCUUACUUUUUACCUUACAUUCUAUACCGAUCUGCGUACCAAUAUUUAACGUUGCAUAAUAUCAAUUGAUGAUUUUAUUAACGGUAGUCAAGGUUAGAGCAAGGUUUGAAUGGACGCGAAACCUUAUUUUCAUUUAAUUUAAUUUAAGAUUUAAUCCAUAUUACUUAUACUAAUGAUAAUUAUGAAGAUAAGGUUUUAAUUAUAUAACAAAAUAUUUAGCUGUAUACUGUGAAGGUUGGAAUACAGAUGAGCGUUACGAAUAAUUUGGCAAUUUGAAUAGCUAGACGAUAUUAGCUCUCAGCUUGCUGUAUUUCAGCCAUAUGUUGAAAAGAAUCUGAAAAAAAAAAUUGUUAGAACAUUUCUUAUAGUCUCUCGAAAAAAGAAAAUGAUAUAUAUAAAUAAAUAAAAACAAAAAAGGACAAAAUGGAAAAAAACAAAAAUAAUAAUACUGUACCUAAAGAUAGAAGUAUGUUCUCUAACCUGUUUGUUUGUUUAUAAGGUUUUGAAUCAAGAGGUAUUGGAUGAUAGAGGGAAGUUUGAAGUUUCACUCUGAAAAAAUGAGUUUUGAAAAAUCGAAGACAAGAUAUCCGAAGAACACGUUUAUCUUGCUCACAUUGUCAAGAACCCGAAGGUUUUCUCGCGCUUGUGACAAAGAAUAUGAUCCGAAUUCCGCAUUCAUUUCCGGCUGAGAAGUCUCAAGCCUAGAAGAGAACUUCAAGCGCUCAGUAAUGCAAGCCUCAAGAAGUCAGUCAGAAUCGUUAAUCGUCAGGUCCCCGACCGGGAUGAGUCGUUUGGUUGGGGGUGAAACUGUCCGAACAUUUACGAAAACGUUCAAGAAGCAUCGAAAAUCUUUUGCAAAUAGCGACGAGCGAAAGGUGCUCCCGAAGGUUUAAACCGAUCAUAUUCUUUAUCAAUUGGUUUGUUGUUGCAUGCCAACAUUCGCUUUAGGCAGAUGCAUAUACAUAUAUAUAUAUAUACAUACAUAUAUAUAAUAUUCUAUGUGAGAAUAAAUAAAAGUUCGUAUACCUUUUUCGCCAUCCCCUCCCUCCACCAUCCUGAGACCUCUGUUUCCUCCAAAAAAAAGCUUCCUUCUAUUUUAAGUUUUACUUGGAACCGAUUAAUCAAACUUUAUCGUAGCAUUUCACCAAUAAAUGUUGUUUCUACCAUA